This is a messenger RNA of Leptosia nina, 2976 nucleotides long. The record is from the annotation of a GenBank genome assembly. Lineage: Eukaryota; Metazoa; Arthropoda; Insecta; Lepidoptera; Pieridae.
AUGCCUUUAACAGCUAGACAACGAAGCAUACACAAUAAAAAUGGAGCUAAAAGAUCAGCUAGCCUGAAUAAAGGCAAACGAUCCAGGAAACCUAGUGAAGGAGAGUUCUUAGUGACAAAUGCUCCAACUGAUUUACGUAGUAUAUCCUAUCCUGGUGGCAUGGUAGCCUUGGCAUUGUUGUUAACUGCUCGGUUAAUAUCUGCAUAUUGGGGACAUAUAGCAGAUUGUGAUGAAACCUAUAACUAUUGGGAGCCAUUACAUUAUGUAGUUUAUGGCAGCGGUUUACAGACAUGGGAGUAUAGUCCAGCUUAUGCAAUUAGAUCCUACAUGACAAUAUGGUUGUUUGCGAUUCCAGCAAAAGUUUUAUCAUUUUUUAUGACUCCUGUCUCUGUUUUUUAUGCGAUACGAGUUUUAUUAGGGACAAUGACUGCAUGUGCCGAAUUCAUGUUUUAUAAAGCAGUAUGCCAUGAGUUUGGUGUACAUGUAGGAAGAAUUUGGCUUUGUCUCACUCUAGCUGCAGCAGGUUGUUUUGCAUCAUCAGCAGCUAUGCUGCCAUCUGCUUGGAGUUCGGCUCUUGUGUCUGCAGCCUUAGCAAGCUCUUGGAGGCGAAGAUACCCAGCUGCAGUAAUAUUAACUGCCAUUACAACAUUACUAAGUUGGCCAUUUACAGCACUUAUUGGAGUACCAAUUGCAAUAGAUAUGCUUGUCUUCAAGAAGAAAUUCUAUGAAUUUUUUAAAUGGUCCAUUAUAUCUCUAAUGGUAAUUCUAUUACCCACUGUUUUAGUGGAUUCUUGGCAUUAUGGACGACUGGUUAUCGCGCCGUGGAAUAUAGUAGCUUAUAACAUAUUUACAGACCAUGGCCCUGAUUUGUAUGGUGUUGAGCCUUGGACCUUCUACUUUGUGAAUGGUUUUCUAAAUUUCAAUCUUGUUUGGGUAUUGGGACUUUCUUGCCCUUUGCUACUCAUAGCUUGCCGACUUAUCGCUACACGUUCGAUUGCUCCGCCAGCUUUUUGUAUACCAUAUUGGCUUAGUUUGAUGCCGCUUGCAUUGUGGCUCGCUGUCUUCAUGCUGCAACCACAUAAGGAAGAGAGGUUUUUAUAUCCAAUAUACAGUAUGAUUGUAUUAGCUGGGGCUAUAUCCUUGGAUUGCAUUCAAAAAAUGACAUUUGCAGUAGGGACAGAGCUAUUCAAGUGGCGUAAGGAGCGAGAGAGACGACACUAUCUUGCUUACACCAACAGUCUCGCUGUGAUGUUUGUUUUCUUGUUUAGUGUUGCUAGUUUAUCGCGUAUAGUGGCCCUUUACAACCAUUAUCAUGGUCCGAUGGUUCUUUUGCGCCACGUGCCGAAUGAACCAAGUGUGGUGUGCUUUGGCAAGGAUUGGUACCGUUCACCCUCCAGCUUCCAUUUACCAUCAGGAAGCAGUAUACGUUUUGUCCCCAGUGAAUUUGAUGGACAAUUACCAGCUCCUUAUAGCAGUCUACCUAAUGCUACUAGGAUCAUCCACCCUUACUUCAACGACCUAAAUAAGGGAGACAACACAACAUAUCUGGCCCCUUCAGAUUGUCAGUACCUGAUUGAUUCAGACAUAGGCAGUCCAACAAGAUUACAGCCCUCCUAUCACAAGGAUACAAAAACGUGGCAGAUUUUAGCCUCCGUACCUAUACUGGACGCGUCCAAAUCUAACAGGUUCUGGGAGGUGAUAUCAGAUGAACACGGUGUAGAUCCAAACGGCUGUUACUCGGGAGACUCGGAUCUUCAACUCGAACGUAUCAAUGUAUACUACAACGAAGCCACUUGCAGUAAAUACGUACCUAGAGCCGUUUUGGUUGACUUAGAACCUGGGACUAUGGACUCAUUACGUUCAGGUCCCUACGGCCAAAUUUUCAGACCGGACAACAUAGUCUUUGGCAGCACUGGUGCCGGAAAUAACUGGGCUAAAGGAUAUUACACAGAAGGGGCGGAUUUACUAGAUUCGAUUCUCGAUGUUAUAAGAAAAGAAGCAGAGGGUUGUGAUUGUCUACAGGGUUUCCAAAUGGUGCAUUCUAUUGGAGGAGGUACGGGAUCUGGUUUAGGUACAUUAAUGCUGACCCAGUUGAGAGAGGAAUAUCCAGAUCGAAUUCUGCAAACGUUCUCCGUUGUUCCCAGUCCUAAAGUAUCGGAUACCGUUGUAGAGCCUUACAACGCGACUCUAUCACUUAACCAGUUGAUAGAAAAUUCUGAUCAAACCUUUUGCAUAGAUAACGAAGCCUUAUACGACAUUUGCUUCAGAACGCUUCGGCUGCAAACGCCAACGUACGGUGAUUUGAACCAUUUAGUAUCAGCUACCAUGUCUGGCGUAACGACUUGUUUGCGAUUCCCUGGCCAGCUCAACGCUGAUUUACGGAAGCUGGCUGUUAAUAUGAUUCCGUUCCCGCGAUUGCAUUUUUUUAUGCCCGGUUUUGCGCCUCUUACAUCACGUGGAGUGCAAAAGUACAGAGCAUUAACCGUCCCAGAACUCACACAACAAAUGUUCGACGCUAAAAACAUGAUGGCCGCGUGUGAUCCACGCCACGGUCGUUAUUUAACUGUCGCUGCGGUCUUUAGAGGUAGAAUGUCUAUGAAAGAAGUGGACGAGCAGAUGUUAAACAUACAAAACAAAAACAAAGAUUACUUCGUUGAAUGGAUACCGAAUAACGUGAAGACGGCAGUCUGUGAUAUUCCUCCUCGCGGUCUUAAGAUGUCUGCCACUUUUAUCGGCAACACUACUGCUAUUCAAGAACUCUUUAAGAGGAUUGCUGAACAGUUCACAUCUAUGUUUCGGAGGAAAGCGUUCAUUCACUGGUAUACCGGUGAGGGUAUGGAUGACAAUGAUUUCACUGAAGCGGAUAAUAAUCUCAGCGAUCUAAUAUCAGAAUAUCAACAGUAUCAAGAUGCCACAAUCGAAGAUCAAGAGUUUGAGGAAGAAGAAACAGUUCCUAAUGAUGUAAGCGAUGAAUGA